AUGGCUGAUGGAAAUAAAUGUAAGAAUUGUAAAGAGAAUGACUCACAGCCUUUGUCCAAACCGUCUUUCACCUCAGAUGCUUAUCCUUCUUCACAGCGGGAUUGCCGUUAUACUACUUUAAGUCAAGAAGAUGUUGACUACUUCAAAAGCGUCCUUGCAAAGGAUGGAGGAUCCAUUGUUACCGACCUUGAUGAAUCUAGCGAUCCUUCUGAAUUCGAUGCUUUCAAAUUGACUGGACCAAAAAUUACCGAGGAAAGUUACGGCUAG
Molecule: messenger RNA, 267 nt
Organism: Schizosaccharomyces osmophilus
Lineage: Eukaryota; Fungi; Ascomycota; Schizosaccharomycetes; Schizosaccharomycetales; Schizosaccharomycetaceae
Exons: 1
Coding region: 1-267 (88 amino acids)
Source: RefSeq, a predicted model, not a curated record